Molecule: messenger RNA, 2404 nt
Organism: Xenopus laevis (African clawed frog)
Lineage: Eukaryota; Metazoa; Chordata; Amphibia; Anura; Pipidae
Gene: fbxw2.S
Product: F-box and WD repeat domain containing 2 S homeolog
Exons: 8
Coding region: 227-1591 (454 amino acids)
Source: RefSeq, a predicted model, not a curated record
GGCUCUCUUUGUUCAAUAUUCCUGCUGCUGUUCAGGUCUAGUCAUUCGCUGGGAGGAGUAUGAGCGAGGCGGAAGUGCUUAGUUCCCUCCGCCCCCACCAACAUGGCCGCUGUGAGGAAAGGCAAGAGCCCGCGGGUUGAGAGGUGUCCCAUGUGAGGUUAUCUCUGCAGGACGUUGGACUUUCGAAGGAUGUAACUGAUAUGUAGGUCGCUUCUUCCAUAACCCUAUGGAGAAAAAGGACUUCGAAGUAUGGCUUGAAAAUCUCUCGGCUACGUUCUACACCCUGACGGACUUGCAGAAAAAUGAAACGUUGGAUCACUUGAUCAGCCUCAGUGGUGCCGUACAGCUGAGGCAUCUCUCCAACAACCUAGAGACUCUGCUCAAAAGAGACUUCCUCAGGCUUCUGCCGCUGGAGCUCAGCUUUUACUUGCUGAAAUGGCUGGACCCUCAGACCUUACUCACAUGCUGCCUGGUCUCCAAGCAAUGGAACAAGGUUAUAAGUGCCUGUACAGAGGUGUGGCAGACAGCGUGUCGGAACUUGGGCUGGCAGAUUGACGAGACGGUGCAAGAUACCUUGCACUGGAAGAAGGUCUACCUGAGGGCCGUACUUAGGAUGAAACAGCUCGAAGACCAUGAAGCCUUCCAAACAGCAUCACUUAUUGGUCACAGUGCCAGAGUUUAUGCACUUUAUUACAAGGACGGACUCCUGUGUACAGGUUCAGAUGACUUAUCAGCAAAACUUUGGGACGUGAGCACAGGACAGUGUAUAUAUGGCAUCCAGACCCACACAUGCGCUGCAGUGACAUUUGAUGAGCAGAAGCUUGUGACAGGGUCCUUCGAUAACACGGUCGCCUGCUGGGAUUGGAGUACUGGAGCCAAAACACAGCACUUCCGAGGUCACACGGGGGCAGUGUUUAGUGUGGACUACAAUGAUGAACUUGACUUACUGGUGAGCGGUUCAGCAGAUACCACUGUGAAAAUAUGGGCCUUAUCAUCGGGAACAUGCUUAAAUACUCUCACUGGCCAUACUGAGUGGGUGACAAAGGUCGUCCUGCAGAAAUGUGAAGUUGAGUCCAUUGUGCACAGCCCUGGAGACUUUAUUCUUCUGAGUGCUGACAAAUACGAAAUCAAGAUCUGGCCAAUCGGAAGAGAAAUUAAUUGCAAGUGCUUAAAGACUCUGUAUGUGUCCGAUGAUCGCAGUAUAUGCUUACAGCCCCGGCUCCACUUCGAUGGGAAAUAUAUUGUUUGCAGUUCCGCCUUAGGGUUGUACCAAUGGGACUUUGCUAGCUAUGAGAUACUAAGAAUCAUCAAAAUGCCGGAUUCUACAAACCUCUCCUUACUUGGCUUUGGUGACAUCUUUGCUCUGCUGUUUGAUAACCAUAACUUAUACAUCAUGGAUUUACGGACAGAGAAACUGAUAAGCCGAUGGCCUCUGCCGGAAUAUAGAAAAUCCAAGAGGGGUUCCAGCUUUUUAGCAGGGGAAAUAGCUUGGUUGAAUGGCCUGGACGGGGUUAAUGACCUAGGGUUGGUCUUUGCCACAAGCAUGCCGGACCACAGUAUCCAUUUGGUGAUGUGGAAAGAGAACAGCUGAGAUGACGUGGGCACCGGCUGAUUUUUACAGAACAUUCAGAAGUUCCAGAGAUGAGUUCGGGGAGAAAGACUUGCAUGAACCAAAGUUCUCAUCUUGUCAUGCAUUGCACAAUCAUCAUUUGACUUGCAUUACUUUGGGUGGAAAAAGGGAGCGUUUUAUUAACAAACCAACCAGGUCACAUGCUGACAGGAUUUCACUUGAGCGUCCCACAAGACACUGAAACGUGUCUGCCUUCUGGAUAAACUGACUUUUUAAAAGGCUGGAGAAAUUUUACAUGGAGGUUAUAAUAAAAAAAAAAAAGUCACGCUCUCUCAAUAUUACAACUGAUCUGUACUAUGUAUAUAUCAGCCUACAGAACUGUUUAUAUAUGUCAUCUAUUUUACUACGCAAAUACGCAUUUAACAGUGUAAAAAUGCACCGUGUAGAGGUAGACGAGUAUUAUGGAGCAUAUUCUUGUUUGAGCACUUAGAUUAUAGUAACAAUCUUUAUGGAGGAGGAAAUGUUCUUAUUCCUUUGGAUUCUGCUUAUCCGGCCUGUCGUUGUAGCCUGUCUCUUAUUCUCCCUUAAACAGACUGUGGAGUAUGAGGGCAGAUUACGUCUCUGUGUGUAUAUAUCACCGUUGCCCAGUAGGUGGCGUGUUUGUGUUGAACUGUAUACAGAAUGCCACAGCGCCCCUUAUUUCUGUAGCAGUUCAAAUAUGCAGAGAAGGGAGAAAUUGUGUCUUCGGAAUGGGCUGCAGUCUAUUUAAGGAGGAAUAAAUGAAAUAAGUUUUAUAUAUAUAUAUAUAUAUAUAUAUAUAUAUAUAUAUAUAUA